UUCAUUAUAUUCAUUUCUCAACUGGUAGCCUACUUAUUCUGAUUCAGUCCCAAACAAUUUUUCCAAGGAUUAGUCUAGAUAGAUAAAAAUAAUACUAUAGGCUAAUCCUUUGUUUAUUUCGAUGGACUGAAAGUAUCUCCAUAUAUAUCUUCCUAUAAAUAAAGAGGAAAGAACCCUCAGCAUUAACAUAAACUCUUGUCCAAGCCAAGAAACUAAGAGAGAAUGGCGAGCAACAGAAUGUACUGCAGGUGGUGCCGGAUGGUAUAUGCGGUGCCACUCAACGCGCAGAGCCACACCUGUCCUAGCUGCUGCGCCUAUGCAGCAGAUGGUAGGGUGUAUCAAAGCAAUGCACCACCACAGCAGCUGAGUCCCCCCUCUCAUGCUUAUGGACGCAAACGAGCCUUGCUGUGUGGCAUCACCUACAAGGGGCAUAGACAGAGCCUUCGGGGCAGUGUCAACGACAUCAUGUCCAUGAAGAGACUUCUGCUCCAGAAGUUCCGCUUUCCCCUCUCCAGCAUCCUCGUCCUAACAGAGGAGGAAGAGGACUACAGGCGUGUACCGACAAAGAGAAACAUCCGUAGGGCGCUGGGGUGGCUGGUUGAAGGCAGCCGGGCAGGGGACUCGCUGGUGUUCCACUACUCGGGGCAUGGGUCGCAGGUGAGGGACCGCGAUGGGGACGAGGUGGAUGGAUAUGACGAGUCCCUAAUGCCGGUUGACUACGAGACAGAGGGAAGGAUACUGGAUGAUGAACUGAAUGCGAUAAUUGUUAGGCCGUUGCCGAGAGGGGCAACCCUUCAUGCCAUCGUCGACACUUGCUCUAGUGGCACCUUUUUAGAUCUCACAAAUGUUUGCAGAGUCAAUAGGCAAGCGUACUACAAGUGGGAGGAUCAUCGCCCCCCGAAUGGCGCCUACAAAGGCACCAGCGGGGGCUUGGCCAUCUCUAUCAGCGCAUGCGAUGAUCAUCAGAGCUCCGGAGAUACCACUGCUUUCACUGGCAUUGCAAUGGGGGCACUUACUUACAGCUUUGUCCAGACAUUGGAUCAAGCCAAGAGUGUGAGUUAUGGGCAUCUGAUGCUUGCCCUGCGCAACAGAAUAGGGGCAGUACAACAGGCUCUUGGUCUCAACAGAUAUGACUACAAACCAAUACAGGUACGGAACCUCAACUGUCUUCUUCUCACAAGUUUGAGAUUCACUCGAAGACUUUUACUAUAUAGAGAUGGAUGGGCUGCAGAUAAAGAACUAAAUAAGUAAUGAAUUUACUACAAAGUGAUGUAAAAGUGUAUAAAUAUUCCUGUAUUUGACUCACAAAACUGCUAUGUGCCCUAUAUUAGUAAUUUGCACUAUAACUAUUCUCAAUAUCUAUAUUAUUAUAAAAUCAUUCAGUCUGUA
Messenger RNA from Salvia splendens (bonfire salvia), 1389 nucleotides. RefSeq names its product metacaspase-1. Gene Ontology annotation, biological process: proteolysis. Lineage: Eukaryota; Viridiplantae; Streptophyta; Magnoliopsida; Lamiales; Lamiaceae. The transcript is spliced from 5 exons. Gene Ontology annotation, cellular component: cytoplasm. Gene Ontology annotation, molecular function: cysteine-type endopeptidase activity. Bases 223 to 1251 code for a protein of 342 amino acids. The record is from RefSeq and is a predicted model, not a curated record.